Messenger RNA from Mytilinidion resinicola, 1023 nucleotides. RefSeq lists its product as uncharacterized. Bases 13 to 1023 code for a protein of 336 amino acids. The record is from RefSeq and is a predicted model, not a curated record. Lineage: Eukaryota; Fungi; Ascomycota; Dothideomycetes; Mytilinidiales; Mytilinidiaceae. The transcript has 4 exons.
CAACGUACGGCUAUGUCUACGUCGCAAUCCGUGCAAGUCCAUCAAGUCAUCGCGCUCUUCGAAGAGAUCCGGGCCGGAAGGCACAUCAAGCGACACCCGUGGACAGAGUUUCAGCUUGCAGAAGGAGAAUAUGAUGAGAUAGAGCGUCGACUUGAGCGAAGCGAGCUGUUGGGAUACGUCAAAGACAAGAUACGAUAUGAUUACGACAGAGAAAGUGAUCGUCUUGUCGUUCGCAUGCCUACAGCUGUACACGAACUGUUCAUCGCUCGCGUUGAGGAUGCCAUAUUCAGUCAGUUGAAAUCAAUCCGUGACGGACUGGGUGCUGCGGCGGCUUUUGCCCAGAAGGUGUACCCGGCUCGUUCUACCGAAAUAUACUUCCCAGUGGAUAAUUUUCCAUUUGGCAGAAAGUCGAAGCACGAGCCGGAUGCUUCUUUCUGGCACGACGAUGCGCAAUACCCCGGAGUUGUCAUCGAAGUGGCUUAUUCGCAGAAGAGGAAGAGGUUGGACCGGCUCGCCGACGACUAUCUUCUGGACUCGGACGCGAGCGUGCAAGUUGUUGUUGGCCUGGAUAUCGAAUAUAGGAGUAUCGAAUAUGGGAGGAAAGUAUCGCGCCAGGCGACGUUUUCGGUGUGGCGAACCCAUGUGGUCAGUACUACAGAUGGGAAUGAGUUAAGAGUGGUCAAGGAAAUUGCGGAUGAGGCAUUCCGUGACGAUAAAGGAAAUCCUACGAACCAUCCAGGUCUACGACUUCAACUGUCCGACUUUGCUUGUGAGGAGCUUACAAAGGAGGCAUUUAGAGGCGAAGGAGGAGAGAUAAUCUUAUCCACUCAGGAGCUUUGUCAGUAUCUUGCUGCUGCAGAGGACAAAAUCCAAGGGCAAAGAGCACUUGUCAGGCACUCUAUUCUUCCUGGAAUGAAGAAACGCGAAAAGUAUGCUGAGCAAGAGGAGAGAGCAGCGAAGCGCACAACGGACGAUGAUCCCGAUUAUGAAGAUAGGUCGUCAACCAAGAGCUUGUUAGAGUAA